CUAACCAAACUUUCUGUCCACUGUCACUAAAUCUUAUUUCAAAUACUAACUUUUAUAAACAUUUAAGAAAUUACACUAAAACUAAAGUUAAAAUCAUGAGAGAAACUCCACUAUCCACGUCUGAGAAGACAUUCGUUUUACAAACCAUCAAAAAUAAUCAACGCCUCGAUGGUCGAAAAAACGAAGAAUUCCGUGCGGCUAAGAUAAACUUUGGAACCGAUUGGGGUAGUGUUCAUGUUUCAUUGGGUGAAACUCGUGUCCUUGCCCAGGUCAGUUGUGAAUUGGGGCAACCGAAGGCCACUCGUCCCAAUGAAGGAAUCAUGUACAUCAACGUCGAACUAGGUCCCAUGGCCGGAGUUUGCUAUGAAGCUGGGCGCAAUUCAGAUUUGGGAGUGCAAAUCAAUCGAACUCUCGAAAAGACAUUCAAAGAGUCACGUUGUGUAGAUUUGGAGUCACUUUGUGUAACCGCAGAGGAUCGUGUUUGGAUUCUGAGACUAGACUUGAAUAUUCUCAAUCACGCUGGGAAUCUUGUUGAUUGUUGUUCCAUUGCUAGUCUUUGUGCCUUGGCUCACUUCAAGCGUCCUGAUGUCUCUGUGAUGGAAGAAGAAGUCAAAAUCCACACAGCCGCCGAAAAAGAACUCAUUCCAACGGUUCUGCAUCACUAUCCUGUUUGUGUGUCGUAUUGUACCUUCAACAAUGGAGAAACACCUGUAGCAGAUCCAACAGCAAUCGAAGAACGAACCGCGGAAUCAAGUAUGAUUUUCGGAAUCAACUCCUAUCGGGAGCUAUGUUGCCUGAAUCUUGGCGGAACCACACUUACCAGUUCUUAUCUGCUCCAUCAGUGCUCUCAACGGGCAGCUAACCGGGCAAAACAGAUUGUAGACCAAGUCAAAAAAGCCCUAGAGGAAGAUUCCAAGUGUCGAGAAGAAAACAAACCGGUUGGAUUCACUGAAUGUCUCAAAUUGAAUAAGAUUACAGCAUUGGCCGAGGACCGGCUAGCUCUGAAACUUAGACAUUUCAGCUUCCAGAACAUUCACAAUGAUCAUUUAAUAAAAGACGAGCAUAUGAGCGACGAUGAAGGCGACAACAACAAUGUAAUAUCUAUGGGUGAAAAUACUGGUAUCCUUAAUUCUAAUCAAGAAUCCAUCAAUUGGGUACCAGAGGGUGCCAAUGAUGACGAUGAUGAUACAGACAAUGAGUUUGGAUCCAACGACGAGAAUGAGGAUGACGACGACAUGGACAAUGCUAACUUAGAACAUCAAGUUGAAAAUGCUUUGCAUAAAUCAAAUCAAAGACUGAAUCAGCCAAUAAGCAAGAAGAAGAAUAUUCCGUUGUUGAGUCAGAAAAAUUGGCAACAACCAAUUGAUGAUAGCGAAAGUGAAGAGGAAGAAACUAUUGUUUUGUAGUGAAAUGGUCAAUAAAUAUUUUUGUUAACAAGAAAA
Molecule: messenger RNA, 1442 nt
Organism: Eupeodes corollae
Lineage: Eukaryota; Metazoa; Arthropoda; Insecta; Diptera; Syrphidae
Gene: Rrp45
Product: exosome complex component RRP45
Exons: 6
Coding region: 96-1406 (436 amino acids)
Biological process (GO): U4 snRNA 3'-end processing; exonucleolytic trimming to generate mature 3'-end of 5.8S rRNA from tricistronic rRNA transcript (SSU-rRNA, 5.8S rRNA, LSU-rRNA); nuclear mRNA surveillance
Cellular component (GO): nuclear exosome (RNase complex); cytoplasmic exosome (RNase complex)
Source: RefSeq, a predicted model, not a curated record